Molecule: messenger RNA, 1472 nt
Organism: Vespula vulgaris
Lineage: Eukaryota; Metazoa; Arthropoda; Insecta; Hymenoptera; Vespidae
Gene: mTerf3
Product: transcription termination factor 3, mitochondrial
Exons: 2
Coding region: 199-1422 (407 amino acids)
Biological process (GO): regulation of DNA-templated transcription; mitochondrial ribosome assembly
Cellular component (GO): mitochondrion
Molecular function (GO): double-stranded DNA binding
Source: RefSeq, a predicted model, not a curated record
UUACAACGUCGAUAAUACAGAAACGCGUGUCGUAGUCGUAAUGUCCAUUAAAGCUCGUUGAACGUGUUUUUGUUUAAUUAUCGUUUUACGGGAUAAUAUUACGUGUAAAUAGUGUCGUUAUUAAAACACAUAAAAUUAAUGUAUAAAAUGCAUAUUUAAAUUUUGUUUUUUCAUUUACAAUUAUAAAGCGCAAUAAAAAUGUGGUGUAUACGGUGUUAUGCCUGCAUUCGUAAUGCAAAACAAAUUUACGAUACAAGUACUACUGCUUUACGCUUUUUAUCGCAAAGUAUUAACAUUCCGGACUAUGAUAAAAAAGCAGAAAAUGUAAAUAAUACUACUAGUCCCAAUACAUGUUCCGUAAUGAUUAAAUCUCAACUUGAAGAAAGAGGUUAUAAUGGAAAAACUUAUAACUUAACCAAUGAAAUUACACCUGUGCAGAAUCUACAAGAAAUACAAUCAAACAAUUCUAACUUAAUUCCAGAAAUAAAAAUUGAUACGGAAGAUUUAAAUAUUUCUGAUAAAAAUAUCAAGUUACCUUCAGCUUUGGAUACGUGUACCGAAGAUAUUUCCUAUAUCGGACAAUAUCAACUUCCUAGUUAUAAUAUAGCAAAAUAUGCAAAUACUUCAGAAACUAUCCAAAAGUUAAUGAGCCUUGGUCUGAAAUUGUAUAAACAUGAAACCGACGUAGAUCUGAUGCAAUUUUUGUUAUCUAAAGACUUCAAAAAGGAUCUAUUUCCAUAUAUAAGGUUUUUAAAUGAUUGCGGCGUACCUAGCGACUACCUUGGCGAAUUUCUUAGCAUAAAUCCGUAUAUCUUUAAACAAGAUAUGGACGAUCUAUAUACAAGAAUAAGAUAUUUGAGAUUUCACCAAUUUAAUAUAGAAAUGAUCAAAGUCGUUCUUUGUAAAAAUCCUAGAUGGCUAAAUUAUUCCACGAGGAGUAUAGAUACUAAGCUAGGAUAUUUUCAGGAUAAUUUUCAUCUGAGCGGAGAAGAAGUGAGACAAUUAACGGUAAAAAAUUCCAAAUUAAUAACAUAUAAGAUGAAACAUAUAAUGGAAAAUACAUUUGCUAUAAAAGAGGAAAUGGGUUUUAAUAAGAUUGAAACCAAAAUGUUACUGCUAAGUCAACCUAGGUUAUGGAUGAAAUGUAGAAAAAAUAUAACGGAUACAUUUGACUAUGUGCAUAAUGAGAUGAAAUUAUCUCAUCAAUUUAUUUUGUCUCAAGCAUACGUUUUGUUAUGCAGAAAACGCAGACUGGAGCAGAGGCAUACGUUUUUGGUACAGUUGGGUAGAGCACAGUAUGAUCCAACUAAACCAUUGUAUGUUUCACUCAUCUCUCUGAUCGGUGGCACAGAUAAUGACUUUUGUCAAAAUGUAGCAAAAACAUCUAAUGAUACUUAUGAAUUAUACCUAAAAUCUAUCUAGUAAGUGUCUUAUAACUAAUUGUAAAUAAAAAAAAGUAUUUUUAUCGAUAA